Chanos chanos (milkfish) is the source of this 4959-nucleotide messenger RNA. It is a transcript of the gene thsd7ba, whose product is annotated as thrombospondin, type I, domain containing 7Ba. The transcript is spliced from 29 exons. The record is from RefSeq and is a predicted model, not a curated record. Gene Ontology annotation, biological process: actin cytoskeleton organization. Gene Ontology annotation, cellular component: plasma membrane. The coding region runs from base 1 to 4959 and encodes 1652 amino acids. Lineage: Eukaryota; Metazoa; Chordata; Actinopteri; Gonorynchiformes; Chanidae.
AUGGCUGUGGUGGUGGUGUUGGAGGGAGUGAGUAAGAGGACAGAGUCAACUUGCUGGACUAUGAUUCUGAAAGAUGACUUUGGUGUGACUGGUAGGACAUGGAGAACUGGGAACUACUUGCUCUUCCUCAUAUCUGUCAUUGCAAUUCAAGUGCAGUCAGAUCUCGACUUUCCAAAGGAUAAACACUACACAUGGAAAACAGGGCAGUGGGGAAGGUGUAUAGGAGAGGAAUGUGGUUCUGGUGGUGUUCAGACCAGAACAGUGUGGUGCAUCCACGUGGAUGGCUGGAGCACUCACUACUCCAACUGCCGACACAUGGAGAAGCCUGAGACCCAGCGGCACUGCUUUAAGGUCUGUGAGUGGCACCAGGACCUGUUUGAAUGGGAGGUGUCUGAGUGGGGGGCCUGCAUGCUGGUUCCCUUCCUCUCCAAUGAGCUCAAAGUGCGGACAGCCGAGUGCAUCACUGCCCAGCACGGCAUCCAAAAGCGCAAGGUGCAGUGCGUCCGGACGUCCAACCGCACCGUGGUUACGGAGCGCAUCUGUGAGUUUUUCUCCCAGAAGCCUGUACUGGAGCAGGCCUGUCUCAUCCCCUGUCCCCAUGACUGCAUAGUCUCUGACUUCUCCUCCUGGUCUGGCUGUAGUAAGACAUGCGGCGUGGGCCUGCAACACCGGACUCGCCACGUGCUGGCCACGCCCAUGUAUGGUGGGGCCAACUGCCCAAACCUAACGCAGACCAGAACGUGUGUCAACCCAGUGCCCUGUCCAGUCGGCGAGAAUGAGCACCAGUACAGCCUCAAAGUGGGGCCGUGGAGCGAGUGUAGGCAACCACAGCAAAAAGGAUUGUGGCUUGGUGGGAGGACCACGCUUGACUUCACGGGCACAGGCAACACUGAGAGAAAUACAGUUAAACGUCACGUCCAGAGCAGCCUGCAUCAUCACCAGCACCAUCAUCAUCAUCAUCAUCAUCAUCAUCACCAUCACUAUCCUAAGGCCUGGGAUGUGGAGAUUGGCUACCAAACGCGGCAGGUCCGCUGCAUGCGCAGCGAUGGCAAAAACGCUAUGCUGAGCCUUUGUACCCAAGACAACAAUCCUGGAACAUUCCAGUCAUGUAUCAUGCCCAAAGACUGUGAGACUUCUGAUUGGUCCACAUGGAGCCCAUGCUCAAAAACCUGUCGCGCUGUCGAUUUGUCACCUGGUUACCGUGUAAGGACACGCAGCAUAACCCAAGUCCCUAUUGGUCGAGGCAAGGAAUGCCCCACCCUUGAAGAAAAGGAAGCCUGCAACAUCAUUGGGGAUUUACUUCCAAAUUGUCCUAGGUACGAGUGGAGAAGCACAGACUGGGGUGAAUGCAAGGUGGCUCCUCUCCUCAGUCAGCAGGACCGACGCUUGAACAAUGUCAGUGCCCUGUGUGGAGGAGGGAUCCAGACCAGAGAAACGUACUGCACACUGGUCCCAGACGAGUCCAUAUCCCAACACAAGAAAGAAGUAUCCCGACCAGUAAGCGGACAGCUGUGUGUUGGAGACCAGCCUUCCACUGUCCAACCCUGUUUUAUCCCCUGUGCUCAGGAUUGCCAGCUCUCCCUUUGGUCUGCUUGGGGAGCCUGUCUCCACGACAACUGCUUGGAAACCCAAGGACGAAAAGGCUACAGACAAAGAAGGAGACAGGUGCUGAGGGAUUCUUCAGGCAUGUCAGAGAGCUGUGCUCAUCUUCUGGAGUCUAUGCCCUGCGAGGAUCCUGUUUGCUUCCUCUGGCAUGUGGAGUCUGAGGGCAUUUGUGUGCCCACUGAAGGGAACUGUGGUGUCGGGAUCAGAACUCAAGAUGCAGUCUGUGUCAACGCACAAGGAGACGCUGUUCCAGAUGGAUUUUGUGUGGAAAGCCGGCCCUCUGCAGAAGUGCCCUGUGAGGUUGCUUGUCCAGGAGACUGUGUCAUUAGUUCCUGGUCUGUCUGGUCGUCCUGCUCCCAAUCCUGCUCUAGUAAAAACUCAGAGGGCAAACAGAGUCGCACGCGCACCGUACUGGCUUUACCUGGAGAGGGUAAGGCCUGUCCACCUGCCACGGCUCUACAGGAAUGGAGAUCCUGCAAUGACCAUCCAUGCCUAACCUUCUACUGGGAGGCAUCGCCCUGGGGACCGUGCGUGGAAGACUCCUUGGUGAAUUUUAAUGGCACCAGCUAUUGGAACAGUUCAGCCACCUGCACUAUGGGAGUCCAGACACGGAAAGUAUCCUGUAUGAAAAUGAACGCCGGGGCAGUCAUACCAAAAAGGUGCCCAGAUUCUGCUCGUCCAGAGACUGUCCGUCCCUGUCUGCUGCCCUGUAAGACAGACUGCAUGGUGACUCCUUUCAGUGAAUGGACGGCCUGCCCCUCUACCUGCCUUCCAGUAAACGCAACACCACCCUCUCAGUCAAGAUACCGAACCAUCAUCCAGCGGUCAGCCAAUGGAGGACAGGAAUGCCCGGACACUCUUUACGAGGAGAGGGAAUGCGAAACACUUCCUGUCUGUCCUACCUACAGUUGGAGAACACACAGGUGGCUUCAGUGCACCCUGGUUCCUGAUUCUGUCCGACAAGGAAUAUCUGGAACCAGUGAAUCCUGUGGCAAAGGACUGCAGACAAGAGGAGUCAGCUGCGUGGAUGAGAAUGAUGAGCCCGUUGCCAUGACAGAGUGCCUGCAUUGGGCAGGCGUGAUGCCAGCUCAUUUCAGAAGCUGCCAUGUGCCCUGUAAGGAUGACUGUACCUUCAGCAUCUGGUCCAAGUUCUCAGAGUGUUCAGGCUGCGGUAGCUGGCGCAGCCGCAAGCGAUCGCUCACAGGUCGCAGCAGAAAGAGGGAACACUGUCAGCGAGAGGACUUGUACCCCCUGGUGGAGUCUGAGCCUUGUCCUUGUGAAGAGUUCGUGUCUCAGCCUUACGGCAACUGGUCGUCAUGCAUCCUCCCAGAGGUCCCAGCCCAGGGUUCUUUGCAUGGCUGGAGGGUUCGCAGGGAUGCAAGGGACUGUGGCAAGGGCGUACGCUACCGUGCUGUGGCGUGUGUGGACCAGGAGGGCAAGCUCGUUAGUCCAACUCUGUGCAGUGAAUCAGGCUUGCUGGAGGAGGUAUGUCACAUCCCAUGUCCCCUGGACUGCAAGCUGAGCGACUGGUCGCCCUGGUCACCCUGCAGUGUCUCCUGCGGCAGUGGACUAAAGGUCAGGUCCAAAUGGCUUAGAGAGAAAACCUUCAACGGUGGCCGGCCCUGCCCCAAACUGGACCUGAAAAAUCAGGCUCAGGUGUAUGAGGCAGUGCCCUGUCAGAGUGAAUGUAAUCAGUACGAGUGGCUGACUGAGCCCUGGUCUGUGUGUACCAUCAACACACUGGACGAGCAGCCGGCCUGUGGAGAGGGGGUGCAGAGCCGUAAGAUCAGAUGUGUGAGGCGUGGCACUGAGGGCUUAAGUACUGGUGUAGAUGAGAGCCUGUGUGAUCAGGAGGAUGUGCCAUUCACAGCUCAGACCUGUUUCCUGCCCUGCCCUGAUGACUGUGUCAUGUCAGACUGGAGCCAGUGGAGCGCAUGCCCCACACGGUGCGACGAGAACACAGUGAGGAUGAGGAGGAGACACAUGCUUCGUCCCCCUGCAGCAGACCACGUCUGUCCAGACACCAAUCAGACAGAAGUGUGCAUCCUCAAUAGCAACUGCUUCACCUACCAGUAUAACGUGUCUGAAUGGAGUACCUGUCAGUUGAAUGAAAAUGCCAUCUGCGGGCAAGGUACAAGAAUGCGGCUCUUAGAUUGCGUUCGCAGUGAUGGGAAAGUCAUGGAGCUGAGUGUGUGUGAGGAGCUGGGCUUGGUGAAUCAGUGGAGGCUGACCAUGAACUGUGUAGUGGACUGUCCAAUCAGCUGUAUUCUCUCAGACUGGUCUUCGUGGACAGAGUGCUCACACACCUGUGGUAGCCAAGGUCAAAUGGCUCGGUCUCGUAGCGUUCUACAGCAGGCGCAUGAAGAGGGACGCCCAUGUCCUUCCCAGCUCUCCCAGACCAAGCCUUGCCCCAUCAGGCCCUGUUACACAUGGGUACUUGGCGAGUGGUCUCCAUGCCAAGUGGAGGGGGCAGAAUGUGGAGAUGGGGUACGGAAAAGAAACUUGACCUGUGUGGUCCACUGGGGGGACGGAUCUCUGCCUGGACCAUCGAAAGUUGUGGAAAAGGAGAAGUGCGGAGACAGGCUGAGAAAAGAGAGUGAACAAGAACUACGGUUUCCCUGCUUUGUACCCUGUCCAGGAGACUGUCACCUGACCGAGUGGUCAUCGUGGAGCUCAUGUCAGCUGACGUGUCUGGAGGGGCGCAGUUUUGAGACGUUAGGCCGACAAGCUCGUUCCAGAGCAGUGGUUGUCCAGGUGCUGGAGAACCAAGAGAACUGUCCGCAUCAGGUGUUUGAAACACGACCAUGUAAAGGAGGCAAAUGCCACAGCUAUGAGUGGAGGACCAGCGGAUGGAGUGACAAUGAAAGAUCAGUGUGGUGCCAGCGUUCAGAUGGAGUCAAUGUCACAGGGGGCUGUUUUCUGCAGAACCGUCCAACCACUGUCAGACACUGUCACCCCCCCUGCACCAAACCCUUUUCUCACUGCACACAGAGUGGUGUUUGUGGGUGUGAGAAAGGCUACACAGAGGUGAUGACCACACAUGGGUUUCUGGACUACUGCACUAAGACCCCUGGAGCUGACAACAAGAAGGCAGACGUCAAGACAAGCUCAGGCAGAUUAAAACCAGGGACAUCUCAGAUCCAGGACUUCUUUGGUGACUGGUCCCUGCAGCCCAUUGGACCAGAUGGAAGGCUCAAGCUCUGGGUCUAUGGAGCGACUGCUGGAGGAUUCAUUAUGAUUCUGUUCAUCAUUGCCAUUUCAUUUCUCUUUUGCAAAUGGCCCCUACAGACUAAAAGCUCCUCUCCACCACAGAAGCCACUGAGUCUGGCCUAUGAUGGAGAUGUGGAUAUGUAA